UUACAUGUUUCGGCAAUUCCUCCCGAGACACCGUCGUCUCCGUCGCCGUAGACGGAGGUUCCGGCGGCCUAUGUCACAAUCCGGCGACAAUUCCGCCGAACAUUACGACGGCGGAGGCGGCGUGGCUUAGCUCAUUUGAUAAGGAGCAGAGUAAACAUGCAAUUGUGGUGGCUGCCGCCACUGCUGCGGCAGCGGACGCCGUCGUCGCCGCUGCACAUGUGGCGGCCGCGGUGGUGAGGUUGGCCAGUCAAAAUAGAGGAAAUGGUGCUGCUAUGAAAGUUCAAACGGUGUUUCGUGGUUUUUUGGCAAAAAAGGCAUUAAGAGCAUUAAAAGGAUUAGUAAAAUUACAAGCAUUGGUUAGGGGUUAUUUGGUGAGAAAACAAGCAAGUGCCACACUUCAUGGUAUGCAAGCAUUAAUGAGAGCACAAGCAAGUGUACGUGGUAAAAAAUGCUUCAUUAAAAAUCAAAAUUCACAACUUCAUCAUGCAAGAAAAUCACUUGUAAGAUCCUUAAUCCUAUACUCUAUGAUCUUAUUAUAUGUGUAUAUACAUAUUUUAAUUUAUUUGGAAGGAGGGUCUUGGGACGACGGCGAAAAGUUGUUUUUGUGUGUCUUAUAGGUCACAAGGCUUGAAUAGUGGAAGAAGUCAACAAUGUGCAUUAGGAUAGGUUGUCUAUAUCGGGUGCGGUCUUUUUUGAACCCUGUGUGAACAUGAAAUACUUUAAAAGAGAGUCUUAGAGCAACGACAAAAGUUGUGUCCGUGUAUGUUAUAAGUCAAAAAGCUCGAAUAGUGGAAGAAUCCAACAAUGCAUUAGGAUAGGUUGUAUAUAUAUCACACUAUUGGGGUGCGGACCAGACCUUUCUGAACCCUGUGUGAACAUACUUUAAAGGAGAGUCUUGGAGCAACGACAAAAGUUGCUUCUGUGUGUCUUAUAGGCCACAAUGCUCGAACAGUGGAAGAAGCCACCGAUGCAUUAGGUAGGUUGUAUAUAUAUAACACUCUUGGGGUGUGGCCCUUUCUGAAACCCUGUGUGAACAUGGAUUA
Messenger RNA from Capsicum annuum, 1043 nucleotides. Its product is annotated as protein IQ-domain 26-like. Lineage: Eukaryota; Viridiplantae; Streptophyta; Magnoliopsida; Solanales; Solanaceae. Bases 273 to 617 code for a protein of 114 amino acids. The record is from RefSeq and is a predicted model, not a curated record. The transcript is spliced from 2 exons. Gene Ontology annotation, molecular function: protein binding.